Cotesia glomerata is the source of this 1631-nucleotide messenger RNA. RefSeq lists its product as uncharacterized. Bases 118 to 1572 code for a protein of 484 amino acids. The transcript has 5 exons. The record is from RefSeq and is a predicted model, not a curated record. Lineage: Eukaryota; Metazoa; Arthropoda; Insecta; Hymenoptera; Braconidae.
AAUUAUAAAAAUAAGUUUGCGGCAAGAGUGUUGUGAAAAUAUAACCUCCAUUUUGAUUAUUUUGUUUGUUGUUAGUUAAUUGUUGAUUUUAUAUAAGUGAAUUUUGGUUUUUUUGUAAUGGAUAAAUAUGACACUGAACCUAGGAGAAAAUUGGGAGGUCCUAUUUCUGGAUUGACGGACAAAGCUUUAGUGACCCCAAGCAUCCCAGAUAUUUCAUUUAUCAGCCCAAACAAUGUUCAUCCUAGAGCAGAAGUUUCUAAUAAUAAUAAUAAUAACAAUUAUAAUAAAAAAGCUCGACCUCCUAGAAGUGAAAAUUUCCAAAAAUUGAGGGCAAUAACCGAGCACUCGACUGAAGUAUUAAAAAAACAAGACAUUGGGAACGAUUUGAGGUUUAAAUUCUAUCAAAAGCUCAAGGAAAGUACCACUAGUAUCAUUCCUAUCAACUCUGGACAAAUAGCGCCGAGUAUUGAACCUAUUUACAGACACAUUUCCGGGCAUUUGCAGCAAAAUAAAUCACACAGACAAUUAAAUUCAAAUAAUUGUGUCAGUAGAAGCAAAAAUGACAUCCUGGAGAGUUAUAAUAAUUUAAAAUUAUUGAUGUCGUUGAUAAAAUCACAGAGUCAGCAAAUAAAGUCUCUGGAAAUUCAAAUAAAUGCUUUGAUAUCAAUUCACCAGAGAGAAAAAAUUAAUAGUGAAAAAAUUAAAUUAGCUAAAAAUGAUAGCCAUGAAGAUGCUAAAAUAUCAAUAGGUGUGAUGACAAGCUUAGAAUUUACUGUAAAGAAGAAACCUAAUGAAGCUAAUUUAAUUCCGGUGAUUGACUUGCCAUCACCUGGGCCUAGAAUUAACGAUCCAUUGUCAGUCAGAGUGAUGUCCUCGAAGCAUGGAGGCAAUUUUAAUACUUAUGGGGACAAUGAUUGCCGAAGCAAUGGUAGUCAGAGUGAUGAUGGUUGUGCCAAGCCAAAGGGGAAAGUUUCUUCCAAGGUUGGGUGGACCUUUUACAAUAACAUGAUGUGUCAGGUUAAUGAAAUGCUUGACACUCAGAAUGAUGGUCAGUCCCAGCAACAACAUCGUUAUCAGACUCAACAGUCGAUUAUUAAUGACAAGGGACAGCAGAGGUCUAUGAUGCAGCAGUGGAAGAUAUUUAAGGCUACCAUGGCUACUGGGUUGGGUGAUGAUAAAAUUAUUUCUAUUGAUGAAAGAAUGAACUACGACUCGUCAUAUUAUCCAAAAGUAAAUUACCAAACCAACAUAGUCCAAACAACAAAUUCAAUAGUCGACGACAAUACGAGUAUCCAUAUGCAAGCUCUAGCAUUAAAAUAUCUCGGGCACAAUAGUGAGAGCCCCAAUUUACAAACAUUGACUAAAUUAAUGAGCGUUAUCAGUUCUCCCAUUAAUGACGGUGAUAAUUAUAAUAAUAACACUGAUAAAUUAUUAAAUAAUAUAAUAAACGAUGAACGGUAUCGUCAAUUAUUGCAUUUAGAAGAUAAUUCAGUGUAUAAUUAUAAAGGUAAAAAACAGAAUCGACAAAAUCUAGAUAUUUCAGUAUUGAAGCGCCAACCGAAGUAUUUUUAAUUAAAUUAUUUUUAUAUUUGUAAUUUUUUUUUACUUUAAUAAAUAUUAUUAUAAAUUGU